AAUUGUGAUGUGCCUACUUCAUGAGUAAUACUUGUAGUUGGAAAAUGCAGUUGUAGAUGGAGGCUUGUUAAAAAAAGUAACACAAACCGGCUAAUAACCGGCAUAUUGAGGAGUAAACCAAGGAAACCGUGAAAGGACUACGUACUUCUUCUUCCUCCGGCGAAAACCCUCAAAUUGGGAGAUUUAAUUUAAUUAAAUCAUCGAAGAAGAUGGGGAGAGCAUUGUACAGCGUAGGAUUCUGGAUCCGGGAAACAGGUCAAGCACUUGAUCGGCUCGGUUGUCGCCUCCAAGGCAAAAAUCACUUCCGAGAACAGCUCUCCAGGCACCGCACCCUUAUGAAUGUUUUUGACAAGGCCCCUCUUGUUGAUAAGGACGCUUUCGUCGCUCCUAGCGCUUCUAUCAUUGGCAAUGUCCAUCUCGGACCAGGCUCUUCCAUUUGGUAUGGAUGUGUCUUGCGAGGAGAUGCUAACACCAUCACUGUCGGAGCUGGGACCAAUAUCCAAGAUAACUCCCUUGUCCACGUUGCCAAGUCCAACUUAAACGGCAAGGUCUUGCCCACUCUCAUUGGCGACAAUGUCACCAUUCGUAAUAGUGCUGUUUUACAUGGCUGCACUCUCGAAGACGAGUCUUACAUUGGUGCUAGUGCAACCGUCUUGGAUGGAGCUCAUGUUGAAAAGCAUGCCAUCGUUGAGUCCGGCGCUCUUGUCAGGCACAACACUAGGAUUCCCUCCGGCGAGGUUUGGGGAGGGAAUCCAGCUAGAUUUCUGAGGAAGGUGACCGAAGAAGAAAGGGCCUUCUUCUCCACUUCCGCUGUGGAAUACUCCAACUUAGCUCAAGUUCACGCUGCAGAAAACACAAAGAACUUGGAGGAGACUGAUUUCAACAAGCUCCUUUACAAGAAGAAGGCACGGGAUGCAGAAUAUGACUCUCCUUUACUCAAUGAUGAUCUCACUCUCUCUGAGAAUCAUCUACCAAAAGCACCUUGAGGCUCUUUUAUUCCCGUUGGAUUUGAAAAAAAGAAAAGAAGACCAGAAAAUUAAUUUCCAAUAAUGUUUUCUUCUGAUUAUUUUUCUCUCUAAUAAAAUGUUUGGAUCAGACAUUUCUCGCAUUGAGGCUGGCCUCUGGCUUUUCACAUGCUCAUAUAAAGCAAGCAGCACUUGCUUCUCUA
Messenger RNA from Brassica napus (rape), 1168 nucleotides. RefSeq names its product gamma carbonic anhydrase 3, mitochondrial-like. Bases 210 to 986 code for a protein of 258 amino acids. NCBI's taxonomy places the organism in Eukaryota, Viridiplantae, Streptophyta, Magnoliopsida, Brassicales, Brassicaceae. The transcript is spliced from 4 exons. The record is from RefSeq and is a predicted model, not a curated record.